Strongylus vulgaris is the source of this 795-nucleotide messenger RNA. The record is from the annotation of a GenBank genome assembly. NCBI's taxonomy places the organism in Eukaryota, Metazoa, Nematoda, Chromadorea, Rhabditida, Strongylidae.
GUGGAUUUCGAAAUGAAGCAAAUAAAUGGCUAUGCAUUUCUGGUUGAUACGAUCCUGCUGGUUGGCUUUGGAUUAACAGGUGCACUGUUCAUCCCAUUACUGAUAGGAACCUUCCACCGAGGAUUCUUCUGCAAUGAUCAAUCUAUUAUGUACAAAUAUAAAGAUGAUACAUACAACCGUGCUUGUGAUGUACGCAUUGUUGGUGAUGAUCCUAACGGUGAGUUGGAGGAAAUUCGCCUAAAAAUCAACCGAGUGAAGAGUUUAGGAUUCUCAAUGAUCGGCUUGAUUUGUGUUGUUGUUCUUACGAAUGUUACAAAAUGUUGCGUUGGACGACUUCGGCCUCAUUUCUUAGACGUGUGCCGACCAUUAAACCUGACUUGCCACGGCAAUGAGUACUACAGCAAUUAUACAUGCACAGGGGAUCCAUUUAGAGUAGAAGAAGCACGAAAGUCAUUUUUUAGUGGACAUUCUUCCAUUUCGAUGUAUGCCUCGACUUUCACAGCACUCUACUUGCUAGCUCGAGUUCCUCGUCAUUCAACGGGUCGAGUAUUUGUUCCAAUUUCGCAAACUGCUCUCUUGGCAACUGGGCUGCUGAUAUCGCUUUCUAGAAUCAACGACAACAAACACCAUUGGAGCGAUGUUGUAGUCGGAAUCAAUGACAACAAACACCAUUGGAGCGAUGUUGUAGUCGGGUUCUUUGUGGGAAUAUUAAUGGCAGUCUAUACGUCUUCGGGAUUGAUGCGUGUAAAUUUGUCUGUACAUCAAUGGCAAGAUCAAAACAACUACAUUAAUUGA